UCGCUCCGUAGAUUUGACUGUCAACCCGCCGCGCCGUUGCAUUCAGCGGAUCUUUACUCAAUCACGGGAUUUACCAACACUUUUGGAGUACAAAAACUUACUUCACCGUUGUGAAACGUUACCGGGGUGACAUCGGAGGAGAUGAACUUCUAGGAGGGGCGAUUGUCGUUACAAAGAGUAAGAUUUUGGUCACAUUAAGUGUUUGAUGGCUGCUGGGGAUGGAGCCCAGCUGCCGGCGACCGUAGCGGCCAGCAGGAGCGUGGAGAAAGCGCUGGAGGAGGCUGCGUCCAGCGGAGCGCUUAUCCUCUCCAACCGCAAACUGAAGGAGUUUCCCCGCACAGCCAAGAACUAUGACCUGUCCGACCUUACACACGCAGACCUGUCAAAGAACCGGCUAUGUGAGGUGUCAGAAGAGGUGUGCCAGUUUGUCUCUCUGGAGACACUCAGCUUGUAUCACAACUGUGUGCGAUCCCUCACGCCCAGCCUGUGCCAGCUGCAAGUCCUCACCUACCUCAACCUCAGUCGUAACCUGCUGUCCAGUCUACCGCCAUCAGUUUGUCAGCUCCCUCUGCUGCGAGUGCUCGUCGUCAGCAACAACAAGUUAUCAGUCCUGCCGGCCACCAUACACACACUCACACACCUACGACAACUGGAUGUGAGUUGUAAUGAGCUGCAGUCUUUGCCCGCUGAACUCGGCCAGUUAGAAUGUUUAAGGGAUUUAAAUCUGAGAAGAAACCAACUUACCACUCUGCCUGAAGAGUUGUCCGAGUUGCCGCUUGUUCGUUUGGACGUGUCAUGCAACCGCAUAUCACACGUGCCUGUAUGUUACCGCCAUCUACGCCACCUCCAGUCCAUCAUCCUUGAAAACAACCCCCUCCAGAUGCCCCCCGCCCAGAUCUGCUCCAAGGGAAAGUUUCACAUCUUCAAAUAUCUAAACAUGGAGGCCUGCAAAAGGACUCAGGACCAGUUUGAAAAAGCUCUCCGGCCCACCGCCUUUAACAGCUGUCUUUUGGAUCAGGACCUCUACCCGUGUCAGUACGGCGGCCUGGACUCUGGGUUUAACAGUGUGGACAGUGGGAGCAAAAGAUGGUCUGGAAAUGAGUCGGCCGAUGAUUUCUCAGACCGGUCGAUGCGUUUGACAGAGAUUUCCCGUGAACACACAAAUUUUCAAGAGGAGGAGGAGAGGGAUACGUUACUAAACACACCCAAAGUGAAUGGAGACGUGGAGCAAGUAGAUUUCAUAGACAACAGCAUAACAGAAGAAGAGGAUGAGCGGUGUCUCCCUCCGCUUACGGAGACCCCUCAGGAAAAAAGCAAAAGUCCCAGUAGCACCCCAUCCCAGAGCCCUGAAUCUACAGGCACCAGGAUAUUUGUGGUGGGAGAUGGUUCAGAUGCUGGUUCUCCAUCCAGCCCCACUCUGGAGGAGAAGAGGAGGCCUGGAAACCUGCUCAUCUGGCAGGAGAGAGAGAGAGCGCAGCAACAGCAGAGAGGCAGAGCCAGCACUUUGCAGAAGAUGACUGUAAAAACAGGAAGUAACUUGGCGACGACGACGACCAAGCACGGAGGAACAGGAAGUGUUUCAGGUGGUGACAGCUCAGAUAGCAGCUCUCCUCCCAAUGGCUUGAAACAGAGGAGUGCUAGUGUAGAUCAGCCGUCUCCCACCUCUCAUGCAGCAUCUAUACAGCGCUGUGUUAGUCGCACAGAUGCGUCAUACGUGAAACCCUGUUCUCCCACGGGUUCUGCUCCCAAACCCAACAGCUUCUUGUUCCGCACAUCCUCACGCUGCAACGUCAAAACAGGUUUAGGAAACAGUUUGGCUGAUUCCGGCCGUAGUGAAUCUCGCUCCACGCUUAAAUCCCCACGCGAGGAAAGAUUAGACGUCCUGCAUCUGCGAAAGUCUCUGGAGUCACGGCUGAAGAUCACCCUGCCUGAAGAUCUGGCAGAGGCAUUGUCCAAUGGCACGGUCCUCUGCCAGCUGGCCAAUCACGUGCGACCUCGUUCUGUGUCAAUCAUCCACAUCCCCUCACCGGCAGUGCCCAAACUGAGUGCUGCCAAGUGUCGCCUUAAUGUUGAAAACUUCAUUGCUGCGUGUCGUAGACUGGGAGUCCCUGAGAUGGAGUUGUGUUUAGCGUCUGAUAUCCUGUGCAGUAAGCUGCCCGCCGUGCAUCGCUGUGUGAAGGCACUCCUGGCAAAAACAGGAGAGGAGGAGGUGAUGGAGGACAAGAGCGGCACCUCUUCCUCUGUGUCUCCUUCCUCGCCCUUCUCCACUGGCUUCCUGCUCUUCUAUUCUCUCCUCAUGGCUUUGCUCUAUUUGUUAUACUGCCAGCUUAUAGCAUAGUGUGUGCGCGUAUGAGAGUAUUAAUCUGUAAAUGGAUUUUAAAGUCCAUCAUCUCUGUUUUGUGUACACGGUUACACACAGUCGAAACCUUGCUGUUAAGAAAAAUCCCCUUUAAUGGCUAUUAGCAAAUUAAUCUUAUCAUAAAUGUAUAUGAGCCACAUACAGCAUAUCAGAUGAGCUCCUUACCCAUAAUGCUGUUCAGGUUACAUAUUAAUACUUAUGGAACAUAAUGGUAGUUUAGGUUAAGAACCUGUUUUUUCUACAGUAGAUAUGGUUAUGUAUUGCUGAAAAUAGCUAUGUGUGUUUAAGUGAUGCUUUUUUGGAUUGCAGUCUUCAUAGAAAAUCCACAUUUUGUACCUCAGUUUGCCAGUGGAAAGGAUAAUAGACUUUAACUGGGCAUAUGCAUGGUUUCCACAAUAUGAAGGGCUUUUCCACAUGAUUGCCUUAGCAUCACUGUUAAUAAUGGGAUAGAUUUGUAUACCUUUUAGCAGGAAAGACUUUAUAAGGGUGUAUUAUUAUCCUUAGAGUUUUAAGCACUGGCACAAACUCCCCUCGCCAACCUCUUUUCCUUGAGAACAUAGGGCUUUAAAAUGACUAGUAUUCGCUCUAGCCAAAGUGCCUCUGCAGCGAAAAGUCAAACAGAAUGCUUGUAGUCUCCAGUCUGCAUCUGGGAAACAUGUUAACAGGGUGGUGAUGGUACUUCUAAACUGUAUUUUGUUUAAUUCACACAUGUAAUGGAUGAGGGGCCGAGUUGUUUUUCAUCUUUGUCUUGUUGACUGUGAUCACCAGAGGGCAGCGCUGUUACAAAACUGCCCAACACUUUUGGACGGUACUGAUAUGAUUCAAAGCUGUGUUAACUGUUACAUUUUUGUCGUUGAAUGUUCGUUUUGGUCUUCUUUAAAGCAACUUAAUAUAAUUCUUGUAUACAAGCAGUUCCAUAUAAGUUAUUGUUUUAUUUAUGUUUGCUUUGUGUGUUCUGCUGAAUCUGCAUUGGUGGAAAUAUGGUCUGCCUUGAGCAAAUUAUCAAAAAUCGACUAAUGACUUUUCCUGUCGGUCAGAAUAAUUGCCUAAUACAAUUAAGAGCGCUUGCAUGCUCAUUUUGAGCCGGAAAGAUGAUGGAGAAUUCAAUAACUGGGCAUUGGCCAAGACAGACAAUUACAUUUAAAUAUUCACAUUUGCCCAUCUGCCACAGCUACUGUAGGCACAUUGUGGAUAUGCAGGCGUUACCCAAAAGAUAUAUGUAUCCAAAAUAAACCAGUUGUGAGUUAUGCGUCUCAACAACCUUCUGUUUCCCGAUUCUAAAUGUGGCCAUAGUGUUUUUGUCGUUCUGUAAUGUGCCAUGUGUACCAGCUUCCCCAGUGCUAUAUGUUGAUGUUGCUUUUGUGUUCUGUGCCUACUUAAUGUGAUUUAGGAGCUUUGCUGACAGUUUACUAAUGAGCAACCUCUCAUCUGGAGAGAACGAUAAGAAGGAGAGAAAGAGACAGAGACUGGGAAGAAAGGGAAGGGAAUACGCUUUAACUGGUUAUGUUACCACACAAUUCCGAAGGCUGGGAUGUCUUAAACAUGUUUUAAGGGGGUUUGUUGUAAGUUGAGAAUGUUUUGUAACAGUGUACAUUGUUUGUUGAGGCUAAAACUAAUCAUAUUAGACAUUACGAUUUUAAAGGCCACUUUAUAAUAUACUCCAGAUGACAGACUUCACCAAUAGAGUAGAUCAGUCUCCUCCGUCUUUUGAAGGGAAUAUUAUGAAAAGAGGAUGCUCUUACAGUUUAUGAGCGUCAAAAGGCUUUUAAAGGAGUAAUUCCACCCUCUUUCUGAUAAAUACACUAAAUGAAACGCUGACAGUUUAGUGGGCAAUAGCAUUUCAUGAAUGUUUUCCGUCCACGUGUAACGCAACACACAAAAUGUAUUUUGUAAUAUUUAUAAAAUACUGUAUUUAAGAAGUUUAUAUUGAUAUAAAGAUUUUUUGUCUGUAAAGAAAUGAUUAAAAAGGAAAUAUUGAUUCUUGUCACGUGCUGCUUUACCUGUGCUUUUGUUAAAUGUUCGUGACUGACUGUGUUGCUGUUGUUCAUGAUUAAUUCUGCUUUAGUUUUAUUUUUGUCUCUCUGUUGGGGAUGAAAUCCUCAUGUCAGCUCAUCUGUGUCGCUAUUCUGUGCUUCCUACCGGAAGGUGAGUAUUCAUUCUUUGCGGAUUGUGGGACGUAUAUACAGUACUAUUUAAAUAUUUUAAAUAUACAGCUGCGGAAAAAAAUUAAGAGACCAUUACAAAGCACCAUUUCAGUUUUUCUGAAUUUACUAUUUAUAGGAACUCUAUGUUUAGGUAAAAAAUUAUCCUUUUUUUGGAUUCUGUGAACUACUAACAAUAUUUCUCCCAAAUUUAAUUCUAUUUGCAUAAGUUGAAAACUCUAGAAACAGGUCAGAAUAACAGAAAAGGUGCUCUGUAUUUUUUCACGCCUCAAAUACUGCAAAGAAAACAAGUUCAUGUUCACUUUUAAGCAGUAAUAUGUCAAUCAAUCAAUCAGGCUUGAUUUUGAUCAGUUUUCAUGUGUCUUGUCAUGCCAUGUAAUUUCCGCGGCUGUAUGCUGUACGUAAUUCAAUAUGUAAAUAGUUAUAGAAAUUUUCGAACCUUCAAAGCAAAGUUCUGACAUAUGAACUAAGAAAUAUUGAAGUUUAUGUGCUAUUUCUAGAUCACUAAUGACAUGUAAACAAAUCGGUGACAUCGGCAAAAGGUCAGAUUUUCUUGCUUUUAAUGAAGCACGUGGGAUUCUCAAAUCAUGGUGGGUUAGUGUAGACCAUGAGGUUUCGUGCACUCUUUACCGUUCUGUUCAGUAGCUGCAAUAAGCAACACUGCCAUAAAAUCAUCUGACAUCUGACUCCAAAUAAAACAUUUGGAAAUAUAAGUCACAGAUCAAAAGUGUCAUUGCUUUGAGCAAUCUCCAACGGAGAUUUUUAAAAUAAAAUAUAUUCUUUUCAUUACCAGAUUUAAAUGCACUAAUGAGGAUGUUAAAUUGAUGUGUAUUUUUCAUCUGCAUAUGGGUGUUCUCUAUUUGAGACAUUGUAUGAGAAGAGUUCCUUUAGAACUCAUUAAACUGUCUUAAGUAAGAGAGUGUGUUUAUUGUUUUUAAUUAUUUAUUAAUCAACUGGCAGGCUCAUUUUUACAUCACAAAGUACUCUGCAUGGCAAAGGUUCUUUGUUAAAUAUACAUCACAUUUUUAUUUUCAACUGCUAUUAACCUGGGGUGAAAUUUAUAUAUAUUGCACAUGCGCUGGAUCGUUUAUGCGGAAAUAACAGACGUGAUCAUAUACAACUCGUCCGUAAUCUUACCGUUAGGGUUGGCUGAAUUGAAUAAUUGGAAUGCAUGAUGGAUUUUCAAGAUGCUGAAGUGUUUGUUUGUUACAGUAAGCUGAACUCAGGCUGUACUUCACCUUUAGAUGAAAUGACAUUCUCCCUGUAAAGUUCUAUGACUGCAUGGCUGCUUUGUUGAGACACUGUCUGUUAGUCUGUUAAUAAACACUGGUGCUUCGUUAUGAAGUUGGCAAUUUAAAGGAAUGAUGUUGUGAUUGUGUGUUGUGCUGCAUGCAUGGCUUUGCCCUUUCUGUGACUGAGCUGAUGUUUGCUAUUGCUUCUGAGUUGAAGUGUAUCGAGUGCCAUUCAGCCUUGGUUUACGCUUUGCGCACAGAAUUGCAUUCUGUUUAUAUGUGAGGAAUAUUUGAUGUUUAAAGGAUCUUGCGUGACAGAUGCGUUCCUCUUUAAACCGUAGUCUUUGCAUGCCUCAAGCACAUGUGGUUUCUAAUGUGCAUUGAAAGCGUUUUGAAAUCCUGUUUACCCAAAAUACACUUCACCCUGGAAACGGAGUUAUGUCUCAAAGGUCUAUGUUUGCAGAUUUUUUGGGUCUGAAAUAAAAUAUGUUCCUGGAGCAGUUUGUUUAUGCCAAGAUGUUUGUUUAUUGCUUUUACUGCGUUUUAUUGUUUUACUUCUCCUUUAGGUAAGCAAACUUACAGUGGAGCUUACUUGUUUUCUUUCUUCCCCCACCAAACCUCACCAGGAUGCACUUUGUCCAUCCCAGCUGAUUCUGGAGGAGGAGGGACUCACGCGCAUCGCUCAGACCAUUCAGACCCUGUUGGAGAUACCUUCAUCUGGUGUCCGUCGCUCAUCCCGUCAG
Messenger RNA from Triplophysa rosa, 6496 nucleotides. It is a transcript of the gene lrch4, whose product is annotated as leucine-rich repeats and calponin homology (CH) domain containing 4. The coding region runs from base 206 to 2338 and encodes 710 amino acids. NCBI's taxonomy places the organism in Eukaryota, Metazoa, Chordata, Actinopteri, Cypriniformes, Nemacheilidae. The transcript is spliced from 18 exons. The record is from RefSeq and is a predicted model, not a curated record. Gene Ontology annotation, molecular function: protein binding.